CACGUCUCACUCGGCGCACUGACUCGGGCGUACGCCACAAAAGACGUCUCACUGACCCACUUGAGGGCUCUCUUUAUCGAUGUCUUGCUCACAGAGCAGGUCUUGGCGGUGGUUCGUCUGAUUCGGCCGCUUAAUAGCUGUGCUGUUCAGUCACCCGAGACGAAAAUAGGAGGGUAUAAAGCAUGGGGCUCAUCCCCGCUCCAACCACCGUAACUUUCUGCUUUCCGCUACUUCGACUUCGAGUUGACAUCACCUCAUUCCAUACCAUCCUCUCUAGAUCAGCAUGUCCAAAGGACUCGUUCUUGUCACUGGAAUCACAGGCUUCGUGGGUACCGCUGUCGCACUCGCCUUCUUCAACGAAGGAUACAGCGUCCGCGGGACUUGCCGCUCUAGAUCCAAAGCCAAGGAAUGGAUCGCCAUGUUCCCCCAGCACAAGUCUAAGUUCGAGUACGCAAUUGUCGAGGACAUUGUUACCCCGCACGCCUUCGACGAAGCGGUCAAGGGAGUGGACAUAAUCGCGCACACCGCUUCGCCGUUCCACUCCAACAUGACGGACAACGAGAAGGAUUUCCUUCUGCCCGCCAUCAUGGGGACCCGAAACCUCGUCGAAGCCACAAAACUCGAGCCAAAGAUCAAGCGUGUCGUCCUCACCGCCUCCUUCUCCUCCAUGAUCAACCUCGAGACCUUCCCUGACGUAGGAAGAACAUUUACAGACGACGACUGGAACCCAGCAACGUACGAGCAGGCAAAGACGCAUACAAUGCCCACCUUCGUCUAUUCCGCAUCCAAGGUCCUCGCUGAGCGGCUGUUCUGGGAGUUCAUCGAGAAGGAGAAGCCAUCUUGGGCCGGGUCGACGAUUUGCCCUCCCACCGUGUUCGGUCCUCCGCUCCAGAAGAUCACUUUGUUAGAUUCGCUCAACGAGUCUGCGAAAAAUAUAUGGAACGUCGUCAAUGGAUCUUUUAAAGACGGUUGCCCUCCUACGUUUGUCCCCAUCUUCGUGGAUGUUCGCGAUGUUGCGCUCGCCCACGUUAGAGCGGUGGAACGAGAAGAGGCGAAAGGGCAGAGGUAUCUGCUCAUCGGGGGUCUAUGCGCGAACGAGAACAUCGUGGACAUUGUUGCCCGGUCCCACCCAGAGAUUGCCGAUCGUCUUCCGAAAGUCGAUGUCUCGAAGGUGACGCACGAUGGUCACUUUACGUUCGACAGUUCCAAGGCGGAGCGACAGCUCGGCAUACGGUACACUUCACUUGAGGAUAGUGUGAAGGAUACGGCGGAUAGGUUGUUGGAGCUUGAGAAAAUGUUGAACUAAAAGUGCUAGAUACUAUACUAAUUUAAACGAGACUGAUGAACACUGAUACUAUUGGUCGUAUUUCUUGGAUAGUUGGCCACGAAUUGCCGGGUAACAAUCCAAACG
Molecule: messenger RNA, 1411 nt
Organism: Stereum hirsutum FP-91666 SS1
Lineage: Eukaryota; Fungi; Basidiomycota; Agaricomycetes; Russulales; Stereaceae
Product: NAD-P-binding protein
Exons: 5
Coding region: 284-1306 (340 amino acids)
Molecular function (GO): oxidoreductase activity, acting on the CH-OH group of donors, NAD or NADP as acceptor
Source: RefSeq, a predicted model, not a curated record